Messenger RNA from Trichechus manatus latirostris (Florida manatee), 1164 nucleotides. RefSeq names its product MARVEL domain containing 3 (gene MARVELD3). The transcript has 3 exons. The record is from RefSeq and is a predicted model, not a curated record. Gene Ontology annotation, cellular component: membrane. Lineage: Eukaryota; Metazoa; Chordata; Mammalia; Sirenia; Trichechidae. The coding region runs from base 1 to 1164 and encodes 387 amino acids.
AUGGAAGAGCCUUCGGGGGCUCGCGAAUCCAGGGCCCGACCAAGAGAGCGGGACCCGAACCGGCACCCCCGUCCGAACCGAGACCACCGCCCCGAGCGACAGCGGGACAGACCCGGGGACCGGCGCCGGGAGAAAGACGGGGACGGGCAGCGGGACGCGGACCGCCGAGGGGACUGGGACAGGGGGAGGGACCGAGACCCACGGCAGGAGAGACAUAGGGUCGAGGGCCAUCACCGAGAUGAACAAAGAGCUUGGGAAAAGUCCCGCCAAAGCCGGAAGAGAGGCGGACCCCUGAGGUCAACCUGGGACGCAGCCCCGCCCCCCUGGCCCGAGCCUUGGGAAACCCCGGAGCCGCCACCAAAGAGGAAGGAGGGCCUGGGGCGUCAAGGACCAGACAGUGAACUUGCUUCUGGGAGAUACGUGCUCUCCAACCCCAGGCCUGGACAAGAGGAAGUGGAAUAUUGCCAGUCAGAGGCUGAGGGACUCCUGGAAUGUCACAAAUGCAGAUACCUGUGCACUGCAAGAGGUGUGGUACAGAUAGUGGAGGUGAUAUUGAAUGGGAUGGUUCUCAUGUGUAUCGUGGCCUCCUACUUUGUCCUUGCUGGAUUCAGUGCCAGCUUCACCAGCGGCAGUGGAUUUGGGAACAGCUAUCACUCACCAUUUGAGGGCACUGAGCUGGAGCAGGUUCGGCAGCUGGACCAGCAGUACGCGGUCCUCCGGGCACCCCUGAUAUAUGGUGGCGUGGCUGUUUCUUUGGGGCUGGGUGUCCUCACCAUGGGUGUUUUACUCCAAGGAGCCAAGAGCCUAAAAAAACUGUCUGGGAAGUGGCUUCUCAUGGAGGCUGCCUUCAGCCUCCUAGCGGCAGUGGGCUACUGCAUAGGCAUUGGCAUUUAUCUCCAUGUAGCUCUACAGAUUAAUUCCACAGACACCUGCAAAGCAAGAGAGAGGCUCUAUGCCCGCAGGGGUCUCACCUGGAUGAACUGCCAGCUAGCAGGCACUGAUGGGGCAGCAGCCACCUUUGCUUGUCUUCUUGUGAUUAUGUACGGUGCCAGCAUGGUGCUGGCCCUACGGAGCUACCGAGAACAGAAGCACUACAAAGACAGCCAAGAAGAGCACAGAAAUUACAGUGAUCCACCAGAAUACCUGUGGUCUGGAAUACUUUGA